CUGUUAAAUAUCCUAACCACGGUUUGUGCUGUGUCUGGUAGGAAGGGAGAGAGGGAGACACACAGAGUCGCCAAUACACGCGAAACGAGCUGCCCAGCGACCUUUAUGUUCUGUAUAAUAAGACGCGCGCCAAGUGGUUUUGGUUAUUCUUUGUGACGCCGUUUCCUGGAUUCCUUGGAGAAAGCUUUGCAAUCUUGGAAUGCUUUGGAGGGUGGGAGGGAGAGAGAACGCGACCUUCAUUUCUGACUCGAGAAUCACUUCAGCAUUAGUGGCUUUGGGAGCUGCCUGUGCGGUUUGGUAACGAUUGCUGCGAGUAUUGCCGGGUUUGCGUUACUCUUCCGGCGGAGAUCGUUACGCUGUGUGUAAAGCGUGAUUGUGGAUUUCAAGAGUCGGAGCUGUUCUGAUUGUUGAUAAAUUGUUGUCUAACGGUUCUUCCCGAUUGUUUUAUAGCGCCUUUAAGUGUGAUGGUUGUGAACAUAUAAUGAGGAUUCAGAUUUGUUAAAAGGAUUGCUUGACCUCUUUGACUCUUUGUUGUUGACGUGUGAGUUGAGUGAUGUUGAAUCGUGGAGGGUCUUUUUCGAUGUCUUCGGCUGAAGGUAGUUGUGGAGGGGAUGAUCUGUAUGAAGAACUAUGGAAGGCCUGCGCAGGACCUCUUGUCGACGUUCCUCGGGCCGGCGAGAGGGUGUUUUAUUUUCCACAAGGACACAUGGAGCAAUUGGAGGCAUCAACAAAUCAAGAACUCAACCAUCGGAUUCCGGUGUUCAACCUUCCCUCAAAGAUCCUUUGCCGUGUAGUGAACGUUCAUCUGUUGGCUGAACAAGAAACUGACGAGGUUUACGCACAAAUUACUCUGGUGCCAGAAUCCAAUCAAAAUGAGCCUACUAGCCCAGAUCCAUGCCCUGCCGAACCUCCAAGGCCAGCAGUUCACUCAUUCAGCAAGGUUUUGACGGCAUCUGAUACAAGCACCCAUGGUGGAUUCUCUGUUCUCAGAAAACACGCCACUGAAUGCCUUCCUCCGCUGGACAUGUCCCAACCAACUCCUACUCAGGAAUUGGUUGCCAAAGAUCUUCACGGUUACGAGUGGCGCUUUAAGCAUAUAUUCAGAGGUCAGCCUCGUAGACAUUUGCUCACAACUGGAUGGAGUACUUUUGUUACUUCGAAGAGAUUAGUUGCUGGAGAUACCUUCGUGUUUUUAAGAGGGUUCAGUGGAGAAUUACGUGUUGGAGUGAGGCGUCAUGCUCGUCAGCAGAGUAGCAUGCCAUCAUCCGUAAUUUCCAGUCAGAGUAUGCACCUAGGAGUUCUUGCAACUGCCUCUCAUGCCGUUGCAACCCAAACUCUUUUUGUUGUCUACUAUAAACCAAGGACAAGUCAAUUUAUCAUAAGCGUAAACAAGUUUCUGGAGGCUAUCAACAAUAAGUUUACUGUUGGUAUGAGGUUCAAGAUGAGGUUUGAAGGGGAUGAGUCUCCUGAAACUGACAAGAGAUUUUCGGGCACUAUUAUUGGGGUGGAAGAUAUUUCUCCUCACUGGGUAAAUUCGAGCUGGCGAUCACUCAAGGUUCAGUGGGAUGAACCUGCAGCUGUUCCAAGACCAGAUAAGGUUUCACCAUGGGAAGUGGAACCUUUUCUGGCUCCCGUUACUUCAUCUUCAGUUCAACCUCCCGUUGUGAAGACCAAGCGACCUCGGCCACCCAGUGAAAUUCCAGAUCUUGACACAACUUCCACUGCCUCUGCCUUCUGGAAUUCUGAGCUGAUGCAACCUGAUAUUAACCGACUCGGAGCUAUGGCUGAAAGCAAUAGGAGUGAAAAUUCUGGCAUGUGGCAUCACAAUCAAGCUGAAAUGAAUAGUAAAAGCAGCAGCAACACUCCUUCAAGAAAUCAAACAGAAGGGAGUUGGCUGUCGUCUCCCCAUUCAACCGGUCCUCCGCAACUGUUGCAGGACACAACAGAUGAUGGCAAGAGCGUCUCUGCUUGGCCUGUUCACUCAGUUCAUUCAACCACUCACUUGUUGCGACAGAACAAUGAUCAUCUGCUUGAACAAGCUGGCAAGGAGAAUAAAGUUGAGAUUGCUACAAGCUGUCGGUUGUUUGGGAUUGAUCUUAUUGGUCAUUCCCAAAAUUCAACUGCGAUGGAGAAGGCACCUACACAUGCAGCUGGUAUACUUAAUGGCCCUUCUGAAAGUCAUGUCAAUGCCUUGUCUGGAACUGAUUCAGACCAUAAGUAUAACAUCUCACGGGCUUCCCAUGAGGGAAAACAAGAACAGCUGCAAGUAAAGGAGACUCAGAGCAAGCAAAUAUGUUCCAGAAGUCGCACCAAGGUUCAAAUGCAGGGGGUCACAGUGGGUCGUGCUGUGGACUUGGCCAUUUUGGAUGGUUAUGAUCAACUUAUAGACGAGUUGGAGGAGAUGUUUGACAUAAAAGGACAACUUAAAGAUAGGAAGAAAUGGGAAAUUGUCUUCACUGAUGACGAAGGGGAUAUGAUGCUUGUGGGUGAUGAUCCAUGGCCUGAAUUCUGUAAUAUGGUCAGAAGAAUCUUCAUUUGUUCCAGCCAGGAUGUGAAGAGGAUGAGUGCGGGAAGCAAAUUGCCUAUUUCAUCAAUGGAAGGUGAUGGGACUGUAAUAAGUGGGAGCACAGCUGAAACCUGAAACUAAUGUUGAUCUUUGUUUGGUCUCUGUUGUUGUAGUUCUUUGUGGGAAGGGAGUUGAUUUAUUUAGACGUAGGAAAUUUGUAAUUUCGACAUGAAGGACAUUGGCAAAUUGAAGCUCAAGUUUUAGUGCUACUCGAGACUCCAGGCAUGAUGGGACUUUUAAGAUCUGAAAUAAUAAAGUGCGUUUGUGGGAGAAAGCAAAUGUAGGCUUUAGUGUCUGUGAAAUAUGCAUGUUCAUGUUAAUUCUUAUGAUAAUGAUGGCCGGGAGAAUGUGAAUCCUAGCUGGUCAAA
Molecule: messenger RNA, 2934 nt
Organism: Neltuma alba
Lineage: Eukaryota; Viridiplantae; Streptophyta; Magnoliopsida; Fabales; Fabaceae
Product: auxin response factor 9
Exons: 14
Coding region: 554-2641 (695 amino acids)
Biological process (GO): response to hormone; regulation of DNA-templated transcription
Cellular component (GO): nucleus
Molecular function (GO): DNA binding
Source: RefSeq, a predicted model, not a curated record